Pipistrellus kuhlii (Kuhl's pipistrelle) is the source of this 3305-nucleotide messenger RNA. RefSeq names its product family with sequence similarity 120B (gene FAM120B). The transcript is spliced from 9 exons. The coding region runs from base 104 to 2452 and encodes 782 amino acids. Lineage: Eukaryota; Metazoa; Chordata; Mammalia; Chiroptera; Vespertilionidae. The record is from RefSeq and is a predicted model, not a curated record. Gene Ontology annotation, cellular component: nucleus.
GCAGGUGACAGCAGCACACUACUCUCCCUGCUCUCCUGCCUUUGCUGGCAGAAGUGCCUUUUCCAAGAGUCUGCACAAUACUGAUCCUUCUGGGAGGUCAGCCAUGGGUGUGAGAGGCUUGCAGGGGUUUGUGGCAAGCAGCUGCCCACGUGUAUGUACAGUAGUGAAUUUCAAAGAGCUGGCCGAGCAGCACCAAAGCAAGCAUCCCGGAUGCACUCCCACUGUCGUGGUGGAUGCCAUGUGCUGUCUCCGGUACUGGUAUAUCCCUGAGUCAUGGGUUUGCGGUGGCCAGUGGAAGGAAUACUUUUCUGUCUUGCGAGAUUUUGUGAGAAUUUUUACAGAUGUUGGCAUCAAGUUGGUAUUCUUCUUUGAUGGUAUGGUGGAGAAGGAGAAGAGAGAUGUUUGGGUGAAACGGAGACUCAAGAACAACAGGGAGAUUGCCAGGAUUUUCCAGUAUAUCAAGAAGCACAGGGAGCAGCCCAGCAGGAGCAUGUUCUUCAUCCCCUCGGGGCUGGCCAUCUUCACACGGUUUGCUCUGAAGACGCUGGGCCAGGAAACUCUGUGCUCCUUACAGGAGGCUGACUAUGAGGUGGCUUCUUACGGCCUCCAGAAUAACUGUCUAGGGAUCCUCGGAGAAGACACCGACUACUUAAUUUAUGAUUCCUGUCCCUACUUCUCAAUCAGUGAGCUCUGCCUGGACAGCCUCAACACCGUCAUGUUCUGCAGGGAGAAGCUCUGUGCAAGUCUUGGCCUCUGCCUGGCAGACCUUCCGCUUCUGGCCUGCCUGCUGGGCAACGAUGUCGUCCCGGAAGGCAUGUUUGAAAACUUUCGGUACAAGUGCUUGUCCUUCUAUACCUCCGUAAAAGAGAACUGUGACAGGAGAGGCAGCAUCAUCUUAGCUGUAGCAGACCACAUAGCUAAAGUCCUUCGCGUGUAUCAGGGUGAGAAAAAGCUGGAAGAGAUGUUACCUUUGGGACCAAACAAAGCUCUUUUUUAUAAGGGGAUAGCAUCAUAUCUUUUACCAGGACAGACAUCUCCAUGGAUUCCCCCAAAAGCCAAAGCUAUAACAACUUUGCACAUGCAGGUAGUAUCCGUGGGUUCAGACCCUGAGUCCAAGCAACAAAGUCCUGAGAGUUCAGACCCUGAAUCCAAACAAGAAAGUCCUAAGAGUACAGAUUCUGAAUCCAAACAAGAAAGUCCUGUGUGUACAGACCCUGAAUCCAAGCAAGAAAGUCCCAUGUGUACAGACCCUGAGUCCAAGCAGGAAGACCCCAUGUGUACAGAUCCUGAGUCCAAGCAGGAGGUUCCCAUGUGUACAGACUCUGAGUCCAAGCAGGAAGUUCCCAUGUGUACAGACUCUGAGAUCAAGCAGGAAGUUCCCAUGUGUACAGACCCUGAAUUCAAGGAGGAAGACCCCAUGAAUAUGGAGCCUGAAAGCCAGCGACAAGUAACCAUGGUUACAGACACUGAAAUCUUAAAGGUUGCUAGAGCCCAGCACGUCCAGGCGGAGAGCUACCUGGUGUACAACAUCAUGGCCAGUGGGGAAAUCGAGUGCAGCAACACCUUGGAGGAUGUCCUGGACCAGGCCCUGCCCAGCCAGGCUUUCGUCUACCGCCCGGUGCGGCAGCGUGUCUACUCCCUCCUGCUGGCGGAUGGCCAAGACGGCGCCAGCUGCCCACCCGUCCAGGAGUGGUUUGUGUACUCUGGGAACCCGCUGACACACCCAGACCUCGUCAGGCCUCUGCAGAUUAGCCUCCCAGGGGGAACGCCUAGUUUGAAACUGCUGUGGCUGAACCAUGAGCCUGGGACCCAAGCACGGCGCAUGGAGGUGCUCCUCGCCUGCUUCGACCUCUCCUCCUCGAGCGAAGAGCUGCAGGCCGUGGAGAGCCCCUUCCAGGCGCUGUGCUGCCUCCUCACCUACCUGUUUGUGCAGGUGGACACACUGUCCCUGGAGGACCUGCAUGCUUUCAUUGCUCAGGCCCUGUGCCUCCCAGGGAAGUCAGCUGGGCAACUCGCAGACUUACAGCUCGACCACGUGGACCCCAGAGCCGUGCAGCUGGGCUCCCUCCUGGUCCGAGGCCUGACCAUGCUGCUGCUGGUCAACAGCGCAUGCGGCUCGCCCUGGAGCACAAGCGACCUCAUGCCAUGGAACCUCUUUGACGGGAAGCUAUUCCAUGAGAAGUACUUGCAGGCUCAGAAGGGAUACUCGGUGGAGGCCCUCGUGGAGCAGAACAGGGCGCUGCUCACCCAUUUCCACCAGCUGAAGUCCGUGGUAUGCAAAGCCUGCCAGCGGGAGGACCGGCGCAUCGCCAGCCGGCAGCUGUGGCAGCCGCUUCACUCAGCGAUGGAGAGCUCCUGCGCAUGCGCCCUCAGUGACCGACAGGUGGAGGAGGCAGAGCGUCCUCUGACUGCUCCGUGCCUGCCCGUGGCAUGGGCCUCUUGUUCAUCGUGAAUUCCAGUGAUUUCAUGGCCUCGUUUGGUCAGCAUCCACGCCUGUGGCCUGAGCAGCUCCUUGUUCUUUCUUGGUGGAUAAGAGGCCACCAGCUUCCUCCCCAGAGGGCUGUCCUCGUUCUGCUCGGCAUAGCCUUGCACAUAUCCUUCCGGAGCCUUUGUGUACGAGGUCAGGACAGCACGGGGGCACGUCAGCUCCUGCUAGGUGCCAUGUGGGAUCUGAUGCAGGGUGGAGCCUGGGCAUCAAGGGACUGAGGGCAGCGAGGACCGUGGGGGCGGGGAGGCUCUGGCCUCCCAUCUUCUCCCAGGUGAGCCUUUCCUGCCAGCACAGGCAGGUUGCCCAGGUGGGACUGCAGGGCUCUGCCCACUGAGGUAGCCACACGGGAAGCCUCUGCGUGUGCAGAGCAUGGUCAUGCUAGCAGGCACCUUCAUUCCUUGUGAAACACAUGUUUUUAACACACAUGUACAUCGGACCUAGUCAGACCUCCUGUGUUAAAGUUGGUCAGGACAGAUGUUUAAGGAGCUGAGGGGUGGGAGUGGGCGGUGAGGACGCGUGGGGUGAGGGUGUGUGAAGGACGUCUGGAACGUUGGGUCUGGUGACCGAGGCCCUGCGCUGGUCCUCACUGACGGGUCCUCGCUGGCAUGGAUCCUCCGGUCACCAUCACAGGCCUCAGGGCACAUAUCCAACCACAGGUCUCCGUCCCCCAGCACUGGCACAGGCCCCACCUGCGUUUUCAUGGGCUCUCCCUCUGAUGAUAAAGACAGAAGGUGGACGCUGCUGCCCCUGCUCCAGGCCUGCAUGUGGCAUUUCACGGGGUCGGGCAUUGGUGCCUGCUCAUGUGCUGGUGGUGUCC